Messenger RNA from Epinephelus lanceolatus (giant grouper), 1596 nucleotides. It is a transcript of the gene tmod4, whose product is annotated as tropomodulin 4 (muscle). The record is from RefSeq and is a predicted model, not a curated record. Gene Ontology annotation, cellular component: myofibril; cytoskeleton; striated muscle thin filament. NCBI's taxonomy places the organism in Eukaryota, Metazoa, Chordata, Actinopteri, Perciformes, Serranidae. Gene Ontology annotation, biological process: muscle contraction; myofibril assembly; actin filament organization. Gene Ontology annotation, molecular function: tropomyosin binding.
AGAGAGGAGGGGGGGGGGGGGCAGAGAGUGAGUGAGAGACAUAGAGACAGAGAGGAGGGGGGGUUUCUAACUGCAGGCUCUGCCUCUCUGAGGGGCUUCAGCACUGCGCUUCAGUGAAGUGCCCUCUCGCCCAGGGGUGUGCUGCGGUGUGUAUGAGUGAGUGUGUGUGCAUGUGAGCCGGACCCUCAGGAGCCAUGUCGGACCCCAGGGAUAUUGACGAGGAUGCCAUCCUCAAGGGCCUCAGUGCUGCGGAGCUGGAUCAGCUGGAGUAUGAGCUGCAGGAGAUGGACCCCGAGAAUGCCAUGCUGCCCGCUGGCCUCCGACAGCGUGACCAGACGAAGAAGAGCCCGACGGGGCCAUUUGACCGCGACGCCCUGCAGCAGCACCUGGAGAAGGAGGCCAUGGAGCACCCGGACAGGGAGGACCUGGUGCCCUUCACCGGGGAGAAGAAAGGAAAAACCUUCGUGCCCAAGGCAGCACCAGAGAUUCCCAAACACGAGCAGGUGAUCCUGGAGCCGGAGCUGGAGGAGGCUCUGAAGAACGCCACCGACGCAGAGAUGUGCGAUAUCGCAGCUAUCCUUGGAAUGUACACACUGAUGAGCAACAAGCAGUACUACGACGCUCUGGGCACCACGGGAACCAUCGCCAACACAGAGGGCAUCAACAGUGUGGUGAAACCUGAUCCGUUUAAGAUCUUCCCUGAUGAGCCGCCGAACCCCACCAACGUGGAGGAGACCCUGGAGAGAAUCCACAACAACGACAGCAGCCUGACUGAAGUCAACCUCAACAACAUCAAGGACAUUCCCAUCCCCACUCUGAAAGAGAUCUUUGAGGCGAUGAAGGGAAACUCUCACGUGGAGUUUCUGAGCAUUGCUGCGACCCGCAGUAACGACCCUGUGGCCUAUGCGUGUGCCGAGAUGCUGCAGGAGAACACCAGCUUGCAGAGUCUUAAUAUCGAGUCCAACUUCAUCACUUCAGACGGCAUGAUGGCGGUCAUCAAAGCUAUGGCCAACAACGCCACGCUGGUGGAGCUCAAGAUUGACAACCAGAGGCAGAAGCUGGGAGACUCAGUGGAGAUGGAGAUCGCCUCCAUGUUGGAGAACAACUCCAGCAUCCUGAAAUUCGGCUACCACUUCACCCAGCAGGGUCCCCGCGCCAGAGCCGCCAUGGCCAUCACACGAAACAACGACAUGCUUCGCCAGCAGAGAUUAAGAUGAAGUCAACACAGAGGAAACAGAAGAAGAAGAACCAGACGCCUCCGACAGCCUCGUGGCAGCUUUCUCAGUGUGCAGCGCCGUGUGGAGCCGAACGACUCCUCCCAGAUGAAGCUGGGUCGCUGUGUGCACGGUGCAACCCGCCUAACAUACAUUUCAUUUCAUUUAGUGCGGCCGGCUUUGUGUAGACUGCUGAAUUCAUCAUAAAGGCAUGUAUAGGUCACAAGCAAAAUGUGAAGUGUCUUUUUUUUUGUGCUUUUAGUUUGUGCAUCGCCAACAUCAUCCCGACAAAACGUCAUUCAUAAAAACAUUUUCAAUGUGGUGCCAUCUGUGGGAAGAAAUCAAACUGUAAAUACUUUAAAUAAAAAUAUAUCUUCAAGUA